Gadus chalcogrammus (walleye pollock) is the source of this 4187-nucleotide messenger RNA. RefSeq lists its product as uncharacterized. The transcript has 2 exons. The record is from RefSeq and is a predicted model, not a curated record. NCBI's taxonomy places the organism in Eukaryota, Metazoa, Chordata, Actinopteri, Gadiformes, Gadidae. The coding region runs from base 836 to 2857 and encodes 673 amino acids.
CCGCUCCACAGUGCACUACGUGCUUCGCUCUGAAUGUGGUUAUGCUUUCUUGAAGUGCCCCACCUAUUUCUUUGGAAAGGGGAAAUAGGCCUCCUUACUCACACUCUGUUGAAACCUCAGCAAUGGACCAACACUAACAAUAGGCUAUAUGAUGUUACGUAUUUUAAGAAUCUAAGCUACCCACACAUAGACUCAAUGAAGACCAAACAUAUUAGCCGUAAAUACCAUACAUAGCCACAAGGGGAGCCUUACUGAAGGCUGCAAUAGAUACUUUAUCCACAGAGGGCAGCACCACAGACCAAGCGAGGAAACCGAGGAUUACGUCCCACCGGUUUUCUCCAAGUCUUCCGGUCCUCCGAGUCCAUAAGAAAGCCUCCACAUCUUGAAGACAGGUAGAACUCUCAAGGCUAAGCUAGGAUACCGGUGGGUUAGUGUCUUGGAUUAGCUAGGAGAACACUCUCGCACGUGCUAAGGCACAUCUUCAAUCUCUCUUAACUUCAGAGCAUCAGUUUACCAUACCGAAAAUACUUUAUACAAAUAAAGUAUCUCUUUAAAGCUAUUCCUUUGGAUUCGACCCCUCUUUCCUUGAAGAACAUGAUAAUUGGUUGACCCCGACGUUCGUGGAAAGUCCGGACCGAGACUGGCGACCGCGAGGCCGUUCGGAAAGCAGUACAAGCUACUUACAGGCGCCACAACAAAGAGGACCGACGUGGGGCCCAGUGGCACCACCUGAGCCGGUGCCGCAAAGCAGAUACUCCUGGCAGAUCGUGGACUGAGACCCUGACCGACCUAGCUGCACUCCAAGCCAAGUACAAACACCCCUCAUCCCAAGACGAUGGGCCACAGCGUGCCCUUAGGAAAGUACCUGGUAGGAUUCCUUCUGGUAGUCCUGUUCCAAGAAGGAGCGGGAGACAACAUCGCCAGGUACCCACCGCCUAAACCAACAACAACAGGUCAGGUCUCGUUAAAGUACUGUCGAGGGAUAGAAAGUAUCUUUGAGCUGAAUUUUUGUGAUAUGCUGCCCUGUGGGACCAGGAAGGACCAGGUCUACCAGGCAGAAAAGUACAUGUGCGUAAGCACCAGACGAGACGGUAGCUACAUGAGAGAUUAUUCCUGCGGGGCGUGGUUUCAGGCGUCGUGGCUUACCCAUCCUGGGUACAAGGAGGGCUAUUAUCCCCUGAGGUCCAACUACAAGGAAAUCCAAAAGGGAAUCUCCCUUACCAGAAGAUUAUAUGGCUAUAAAGAAGUCUGGAGCAAUAAUGGUCUAGCAGUCAAGGGAGAGUCAAUAUUCAUAAAGCUAAGGGCAGAUUUACUCAUUCCCGAAAACAGAUCUCAUAAGACAGACAAAGGCCUGGUUUUUCUAACGUUAAGGGCGGAUACUUAUGGGGAGGACCUAAAGGUAGUUAUCCAUCUAUCAGGAGUUGCAUGCGGUCCCAAUAAAUUUCCAUCUAGAGGGACGUAUGAUUCCUUAGGAGCGCCUCAUCUCUCACCACCCCCGGUAGUGCACCCAAAUGGAGGGACGCACGAAGAAUAUUGGGAGGUAAAGACGGGUGAGCUUGAUCAGAACAUGUGGUUAAAAUGGAUGAACUACACGGCCCGGGCCCAGGGCAAGACCAACUGCAUUAUCUGUGCCGCCGGCCGCCCCUCCUUGACCACAGCCCCCGCUAGAAUCACCCCGCAUAAUUCACCGCAAGGUUUUGUUUGUCUAUUGGAAUUAUUCGUGGACGGCCACAUCCCAGGGUGCACAAUUGCAAUAAAAUCCAGACUAAAUAACAUGUAUCCUCAGACCCCGAUUAGAUCUUUACCCCCAAGAUUUGAAGUUAAUUUAACUCCGGACUAUCAUUGUAUCACAGGAAGGGGAACAGGGAGAAAGGUGGGAUCAUUUCCUCUUGACUCUUGUAACACCACUAGAGAGAUAAAAUUGUUGUCCAAUAUGACCCGUGCCCGUAGUGAUAUAUGGUGGUUCUGUGGAGGUCUGAUCCUCAGGGGAGUUCUCCCCUUUGAAUUCUCAGGAACAUGCGCAAUCAUACAGUUAAUAAUGCCCAUCUACAUUUUACCCGAUAGCAAGACGGUGAUGGAUCUCACAUUAUCCAGCAACGGUGGUCUCCCGGACUUGACCCGUCGGAAACGAGAGUAUGCACCAGUCCCGGGUAGUUUUGAUAAAAACAUAUACAUAGACGCAAUAGGAGUACCCCGAGGGGUCCCCAACGAACAUAAAGCCCGGAAUCAGGUAGCGGCAGGAUUUGAAUCAGUUCUAUUUUGGUGGUCUACUAUUAAUAAAAAUGUUGACUGGAUAAAUUACAUAUACUAUAAUCAACAACGGUUUGUUAAUUUUACAGAAGAGGCAGUCAAAGGACUGUCCGAACAAUUGGAUGCCACCUCCCGGAUGACCUAUCAGAAUAGGCUAGCUUUAGAUAUGUUAUUAGCAGAACGAGGAGGGGUGUGCGGGAUGAUAGGGACAACAUGUUGUACAUUUAUCCCCAAUAACACAGCACCAGAUGGGUCCGUGGCCAGGGCAUUGGCUGGACUGCAAUCCCUCAAGUUGGAGUUGGCCGAGAACUCCGGUAUUGGUGACCCAAUAGCUGGAUGGAUGGAGAACCUGUUUGGUAGGUGGAGAGGUAUGAUCCAGUCAGUACUCAUCGCGGGAAUAAUGGCAGUAGCCGUGUUAAUUGUUGUCGGCUGCUGUUGUAUUCCCUGCGCACGAGGGCUACUGAAUCGGCUGAUCACCACAGCAUUGGGCGCCACAAAAGUGCCAGGUGACAUUCAUGCUUACGUAGGAAUCAGAUAUAAUCCGUUGAACUUCAAUGAGAUACCACCUGAGGAACCUGAACCUAUCCAAUUACAAUAUAUAGAAUAAAAUGCCACCAUUUGUAGCACCUGUGUCUAAGAUAAUCAACAUCCUGGAUUUACUUGAAUAAUUAAUUAUUGAACCACCAAGACGAAUUGUGUUUGUUAUUAUAUAGUAUUGUUUGGUUAUGAGUACAACUCGUUAUUUCUGAAUCGCUGCAUUAAUAAUGGUACAGUUGAUCUUCUUUGAGGCGAUUGUUUUACAGGCCACCUGUUACUGACACGACGACGACGGAGAACCUGUUUGAAGGCUCCCAUGAUGUAGGAGUAACCCCUCUGAGUUGAGCCCUUGACAAGGAGGGACGAGUCUUGGGUUCAUGAAUUACAGGCCAGACGGCGACAGAAAAAACAAUGACUGCAAUAAAUCUAUGCCCAAACCACCCACAUGAACCGGCGCACCAAUACACGAAGAUCACCUGAACCCCCCAAAUCCAUGAUAGCUUGUCAAUUAUUUUGAAAUUUUAAAAUUGUAUUAUGUCUACCAAUUUUUACUUUACUUUUACACAUGAUGAAAAUUGUAUGGCCUUGUAGCACAUAACCAAAAGUAUUAGCUCAGGAUUUCUAUGAAUGGUUUUGUUUGUGUGAUAUUUGGCCAUGUGAUUUUAUGAUAACAAGAUUUAUGUUCAUUGUUAAAUAAUGACCUGUAUUUCCAAUGAGACCCACAAGGUGGAUGCCAUUUCAGUAUUAUGAGCCCGUUGUGGUUUUUCCCCUCUAUUCAAGAGUUUUCCACAACGGUAGAUGGUGUUGAUCCUAAUUUGACUGUUUUCGGUGUGGUAAAUGGUGUUUAUGAUUUAAAAUAUUAUUGUAUGGUCAUCUGAGAUGACCAAGGAGGGACUGUUACGUAUUUUAAGAAUCUAAGCUACCCACACAUAGACUCAAUGAAGACCAAACAUAUUAGCCGUAAAUACCAUACAUAGCCACAAGGGGAGCCUUACUGAAGGCUGCAAUAGAUACUUUAUCCACAGAGGGCAGCACCACAGACCAAGCGAGGAAACCGAGGAUUACGUCCCACCGGUUUUCUCCAAGUCUUCCGGUCCUCCGAGUCCAUAAGAAAGCCUCCACAUCUUGAAGACAGGUAGAACUCUCAAGGCUAAGCUAGGAUACCGGUGGGUUAGUGUCUUGGAUUAGCUAGGAGAACACUCUCGCACGUGCUAAGGCACAUCUUCAAUCUCUCUUAACUUCAGAGCAUCAGUUUACCAUACCGAAAAUACUUUAUACAAAUAAAGUAUCUCUUUAAAGCUAUUCCUUUGGAUUCGACCCCUCUUUCCUUGAAGAACAUGAUAAUGACAAGAUAUUCUGUGUGUCCCCAUGAGGCAAGGCGUGAAUUGAAACCAAAUCCU